Messenger RNA from Hemisphaericaspora subhashii, 1707 nucleotides. It is a transcript of the gene PHR3, whose product is annotated as 1,3-beta-glucanosyltransferase. The coding region runs from base 1 to 1707 and encodes 568 amino acids. The transcript has 2 exons. Gene Ontology annotation, molecular function: 1,3-beta-glucanosyltransferase activity. Gene Ontology annotation, biological process: fungal-type cell wall (1->3)-beta-D-glucan biosynthetic process. The record is from RefSeq and is a predicted model, not a curated record. Lineage: Eukaryota; Fungi; Ascomycota; Pichiomycetes; Serinales; Debaryomycetaceae. Gene Ontology annotation, cellular component: fungal-type cell wall; cytoplasm.
AUGAACUUAUAUACAAGAUCACACUACCCUACAACAACGCCAAACACCACAUUCCCUUCAAAAUCUAUCAUCAUAUUACUAUUAAUCAUAACAAUCAUAAAUCAAGUGGGCGCUUAUGUUCAUCCAAUAACAAUUCAUGGUCAUUUCUUCGUUGAUAGUAUAACCAAGGAACCAUUUUAUAUUAAAGGAAUAGAUUAUCAACCGGGAGGUUCAUCAGCAGUAUCAAAUCAUAAAGAUCCAUUAUCCGAUCCUAAAAAAUGUGCUCGUGAUAUAAUAUUAUUUCAAGAAUUAGGUAUAAAUACAAUCAGAAUAUAUUCUGUAAAUUCAAAUUUAGAUCAUGAUAUCUGUAUGACAAUGUUAGCAUCUGCUGGGAUUUAUUUAGUACUUGAUGUUAAUUCUCCAUUGCCUAAUCAUCAUUUAAAUCGUUAUGAACCUUGGACAACUUAUAAUUUAUUUUAUUUAGAAAAUGUUUUUAAAAUAGUGGAACAAUUUAGUCAUUAUAAUAAUACUUUAGGUUUUAUUGCUGGGAAUGAAAUUGUGAAUGAUCCAACUUCUGCCAGUGUUUCACCAGUAUAUAUAAAAGCCAUGAUUAGAGAUAUUAAAACCUAUAUUCAAAUCAAUUCUCCAAGACAAAUUCCUGUGGGAUAUAGUGCCGCAGAUGAUUUGAAUUAUAGAAUGUCUUUGGCAAAAUAUUUGGAAUGUAGUAAUGAUAAUCCUAAUGAAUCAGUUGAUUUCUAUGGGGUUAAUUCAUAUCAAUGGUGUGGUGAACAAACUUUUUAUAGUAGUGGAUAUAAUAUCCUAGUUGAUGAUUAUCGAGAAUUUACAAAACCAAUAUUUUUCAGUGAAUAUGGAUGUAAUGAAGUCUUACCCCGAAAUUUCGAUGAAGUUCCAAUAUUAUAUACAAAUGAUAUGAUUGAUGUUUUCAGUGGUGGUUUAGUAUAUGAAUUUACUCAAGAACCAAAUAAUUAUGGAUUAGUUGAAAUAUUAUCAAAUGGUGAUGUUAAAUUAUUACGAGAUUUUGUUCAAUUAAAGAAACAAUUUGAUAAUUUACCUGAUUUAGAUUAUUCAUUCGUGGUAAAUUCAAUGAAAUCAAAUGCAAAACAAAUUCAAAAUAAAUUAAAACAAUAUAAAUCUUCAAUACCAAGAUGUGAAUUAAGUUAUACCAAUUUAGAUGUUUCAUUAGGGUUACCUAAUUCAUUAGCAGAAAAUUUAAUUGAAACUGGAGUUAGAGUUAAACAUGGUUCAUUUAUUGAUUUAAAACAACUGGAUCUUGAAAGUAAAUAUAAUAUUUAUCAAGUUAAUGGGGAAAAAUACCCAACCUAUAAUUCAAUUGAUAUUUUGAUAGAUAUUGAUGAUCCUGAACAUCUGCCAAAAGAACAGCACGAUCAUUGGGAAAAUCCAGGAAAAGGUCAUUCAUCAACUAUCAUCCCCACUAGCACUCCUACUACUAGCACAAUCACCGGUCAUAAGAAAGCUAAACAUACACAGAUUAUCGUUGGAAGUAGUACGUAUCCUGAAGAUAUUUCUUAUCCAUCAGAAGAAAAUACUCCUCCUCCAGGUGGAAUAGAUGUAGGGGGUGAUUAUGAAAAUAAACCAAUAUAUGAUGAGGUUGAUGCGGAUGAUGAUAGGGUCAGUAAUGGAUUUAUGGCCGUGGUUCAAAAAGUAGCCAAUUCAUUCAAAAAGCUAUAUUCUAGUCUAUUUAAUUAA